AGAGGAGGGGAGUGUGGUGAAUCGGUGUUUCGUCGUUUAUGGGGAUGCGUUUGUAUAUAGUGCAUGUAUAUUUCUAUGGAUAUUUGUCAUUUCUUACAUUUGGCGUGCGUAACUGCAAUACAUGGCAAAAGCCCGAAUAAGAUAGGUUUCGAUUUUGUAACAUUCUGUUUAUGCACGGAGCAGGUUGCACAUUUAUAGCCAUAUCAAUAUAGCCAUAUAAUUCGUUGCAAAGAUGCAUGUUUUUACCAAAUAAUCCGACACUGGGCAUUCCCUGACGGGUCCCACCCGGAGGACGUACUGUUAUCUUGACUGAGCGCAUCGAAACUAAUAAUCCAGAGAUGGCACGGCUAUUGUUUCUGAUAAUUCUCUAUGCUCUUCCAUCUCUUGUUGUGCCCAUACAUAAUUCAUCAGCUGGAGGCUGUGCUAUCAUCCGGCCUCCAAGGGAUGGGGGGAUCCGCUACAGAGGCCUGACACAGGAGCAGAUCCGUAGUGUGCAGAUCCUGCCUGUGGAUUAUGAGAUAGAGUACAUCUGCAGAGGAAACCGGGUGAUUGUGGGGCCAAAGGUCAGGAAGUGCUUACCCAACGGCACAUGGACAGACAUGACGCAGCACAGCAGAUGUUUGCUGCUGUGCCCGCGGGUGUGGACGUCCCUGGAGAACGGCCGGGUGGCGGUGAAGCCCCCAGGGCAGCCGGUGGAGGGCACGGUGCUCCAUUACAGCUGCCACGACGGCUUCAUCCUGGAGGGCAGAAACAUCAGUCACUGCACCAAGCUGGGCAAGUGGGACUCGCCCAAGCCCACCUGCCUCUAUGACAGGAACUACACAGGCAAGAAGAAGCUGUACAUCGGAGCUCUGUUCCCCAUGAGUGGAGGCUGGCCCGGCGGUCAGGCGUGUCUGCCCUCCGCUCAGAUGGCUCUGGACCUGGUGAACAACAGGAGCGACAUCCUGCCUGACUAUGAACUGGAGCUCAUCCACUACGACAGCAUGUGUGACCCAGGGGAAGCCACCAAGUUGCUGUAUGACCUUCUCUACACGGAGCCCAUCAAGAUCGUGCUGAUGCCGGGCUGCAGCGGCGUCUCCACCUUGGUGGCAGAGGCGGCCCGCAUGUGGAACCUCAUAGUGCUGUCCUACGGCUCCAGCUCGCCCGCCCUGUCCAACCGCCAGCGCUUCCCGACCUUCUUCCGCACCCAUCCGUCGGCCACCCUGCACAACCCCACCCGGGUGCAGCUGUUCCAGAAGUGGAAGUGGACGCGCAUCGCCACCAUCCAGCAGACCACCGAAGUGUUCACCUCAACUCUGGAUGAUCUGGAGCAGAGGGUGAAGGAGGCAGGCAUCGAGAUCAGCGUUCGUCAGAGUUUCCUCACCGACCCGGCUGUCGCUGUCAAAAACCUCAAGCGCCAGGAUGCGAGGAUCAUCGUGGGGCUCUUUUAUGAGACCGAAGCCAGGAAGGUGUUUUGCGAGGUAUUCAAGGAGAAGCUCUACGGGAAGAAGUAUGUGUGGUUCCUCAUCGGCUGGUACGCAGACAACUGGUUCAAGAUUAAAGACCCGGCCAUCAACUGCACGGUGGAGAACAUGACGGAGGCCGUGGAGGGACACGUCACCACCGAGAUCGUCAUGCUGAACCCCGAGACCGUGCGCGGCGCCUCCAACCUGACGUCCCAGGAGUUUCUGGCUGCCUUGAUGUCUCGUCUGGGCGGGAUGAACCCCGAGGAGACCGGAGGGUUUCAGGAGGCGCCGCUGGCCUACGACGCCGUGUGGGCUCUGGCUCUGGCCCUCAACAAGACGGUGGCCCCGCUGAAAGCCAGGGGCCGACGCCUGGAGGACUUCAACUACAACAACCACGACAUCACCUCUGAGAUCUACAGGGCCCUGAACACCAGCUCCUUCGAGGGAGUGUCGGGCCAUGUGGUGUUUGAUGCCCAGGGCUCCAGGAUGGCAAUGACUCUCAUCGAACAACUGCAAGGAGGCAGUUAUAAGAAGAUUGGCUACUACGACAGCUCUCAGAAAAACCUCUCCUGGUUCGGUAACGAUGUUUGGAUAGGCGCUGGGCCUCCGGCUGAUCGAACAGUGGUGAUUGAGGAGUUCAGGUUCUUGUCUCAGAAGCUUUUCGCAGCCGUCUCGGUCUUCGCCGGCCUCGGCAUCCUGCUGGGCAUCGUCUGUCUCACUUUUAACAUCUACAACAGCAACGUCCGCUACAUCCAGAACUCGCAGCCGUACCUGAACAACAUGACGGCGGUGGGCUGCAUGAUGGCCCUCGCCGCCGUCUUCCCGCUGGGGAUCGACGGCCACCACGUCCACAGGUCGCAGUUUCCUGUCGUCUGCCAGUUUCGCCUGUGGCUGCUCGGCCUGGGCUUCAGCCUCGCCUACGGCAGCAUGUUCACCAAGAUCUGGUGGGUCCACACCCUCUUCACAAAGAAGGACGAGAAGAAGGAGAAGAAGAAGCACUUGGAGCCAUGGAAACUCUACGCAACAGUUGGAGUGCUGCUGGCGGUCGACUUCCUGUCGCUCAUGAUCUGGCAGAUCGUGGAUCCCCUGCACAUCACGGUGGAGAAGUUCACUAAGGAGGCCCCUAAAGGAGAUUUGGACGUCCUGAUUCAGCCCUUGCUGGAACACUGCAGCUCAGAGAAGAUGAACACGUGGCUCGGCGUGGUGUACGGCUACAAGGGUCUGUUGCUGCUGCUGGGAAUAUUUUUGGCCUACGAGACCAAAUCUGUCUCCACAGAGAAAAUCAAUGACCAUCGGGCCGUGGGGAUGGCUAUUUACAAUGUUGCUGUGUUGUGCAUGAUCACGGCUCCAGUGACUAUGAUCCUUUCUUCACAGCAGGACGCCUCCUUUGCCUUUGCCUCUCUAGCAAUCGUCUUCUCAGCCUACAUCACUCUGGUGGUGCUUUUUGUGCCCAAGAUGCGCCGUCUUAUCACCCGCGGUGAAUGGCAGUCAGAGCAGCAGGACACGCUGAAGACCGGCUCCUCCACCAACAACAACGACGAGGAGAAAUCCAGGCAGCUGGAGAGGGAAAACCGGGAGCUGCAGAAGAUCAUCCAGGAGAAAGAAGAGAGGGUAUCGGCGCUUCGCAACCAGCUGGCCGAGCGACAAGCCCUGCGCAACCGCCGGCGACCUUCGACGGGCCAGAAUCAGAACCACAACGCCCCUCCGCCUUCGUCCCAGGCGGAUCCCAAGUCCCUGCUCCCCCCGCCGGGCUACCCCAACCCCACCACGGACAAUCACUCCCUCCCCCCGUCCUUCUCCAAUUCCUCCAACCUCUACCAGGCAGACAGCAAGAUGAGCCGCAACCACUGUCACAACAGCCAGAUCCCCCUGCUGUACAAGUAGGCGAGACCCGGGGGAGACAGUCGCACAGUGCGCACGGGGGCCCACAAACACAACGAGACACUGUGACUUUCACUUGUUUCGGUGACGAGCACAACGGUGUAGUGACAAUUUUUCUUUUUUCCGCUAACGGCGUGGAAGCACAAAUAGUACACAGGAGUGCUUUACACUUGGCAGCUUUUUGCAGAGAGUCACGCAGGUAACACCCGUCCUCACAGUUUUGAUCUCACUGUGUUAAACCCAGCUAAAAGGCACUUGUGACCGGCGAACACGGCGACAAGCACAUCCCAGACUAGCACCACCCACGGCCUUCCUGAAGGUCGAGUGAACGGACAAGAUCUCUCAGUCAUUCCUCUCCCUCCAUUCGUUAUCUUGUUCUGUUGUAGAGACAUCGCUCCCGGGAUCUUAAGAGGAAAACUUUAUGUACGUGUUUGCUAUCUAUCUCCACCUUCUGUCUUUCGAGUUUGUUGACUAGACAAGCACAUAGUGAUUUAUAUUGUUACUCUGUGAUAUCUGAUCUGUUUUCGUCAUGGAGUUGUUGUUAACUAUUUGUUUACUUUCGGAGAGAGUUGUGGAAACUGAAUUGUGGAAAUUUACCAGGGGACAAAGCAAUGUACAGUUCUCUUUCCCCGAUAUUUGUUCUUUGAAGGGCAACAGAGCUCAGAAUUGUGGAAUACUGAUUUCACUAAAAAGUGAUAACGUGCAUUAUUCAAUAGCCAUAAUUAAGAAAGGCCAUAAGUCUUGGCGUGUAUGGAUGUUUGUGAGGACUGUGUAUUCAAGGACAGCAUCACAUCUUUUAAAUCCAGUCCUUUGCGGAUGUAUGAACCUAGGAAUAUGAUACCCAUUUGGUAGGAUAAUAUUAUCAAAACUUAAUGAUGUAUUAAUACUUUUUGAUAGUUUUGCCAUAUGAAAAAAGCAUUUUACAAUGUAUUUUCCAAGAUUGGUGUUUUAUCUAUUUAGUUGUACAGUGGUAGCUCUCAAAUAAAUUUCCCAUCCUGCAAAAAUCCUCCACUAGUGCUGCAACAGCCACUACAGCCUCUUCUCUGUCAAAUUUUAUAGGCAUAUAUAGGCAUAUUAUAAACUAAAACUAAUCUUAAAAAACUCCUACUUGCCAGAACAAAUCUUUGUACCUUCUGAAACCUGAAAAAGAAACACAAUUUCAGUUUUCUGCAGCGGUAGUGCAGCGAGCAUGCAGAAAAAUGUGGGGCUUCUACAACGGCUACAUCUGUAGAUAUUCAGACGAAGCACAGUCUUUUCUCGAGAUUUUAUAUAGGUGCAUCUGCUACGCAUCAAUCUUGUAAGCCUUUUUUAUUUAAUUUUGAAUGAAUGCUAGUUAUGUUUUCCCAUAAAAGACAAUCUGGAUCAACGCAGAUGCUCAUUCUUACACUGAAUUCUUUCAGAUUUUUGUAUUUGUUUCCCGUUUUGCCUUUGGAUAACUAGUUGGGUAACGCAGUUGUAAAUGUAUCAAAGAGGGAUAAAUGUAAAGUAAUCUGAUAUAUUUAUUCAGCAGUUAAUCUGGAUGUACUAUUUCAUUCAUGAGCUAUUUUCAGAUUUUAUAAAAACAACGAUACGCAGCGGCUUCAUCGGCAGGUGAGACAAUACGAUGACAAAUAUAUUUUGAAUAUAUAUUUCAUUGUGCACUUUAAAACUCAAACUAUGGUUCUUCAACUUUAUGUUGCUGUUAUAAUAAUAAUAAUACACUUAGCUCAGGGUAUGAAGAGGGAAGACAUAAUCCAGUCACAGAACAUUAAUGGAUGAAAUAGCUCAUAUUCAUUAACUGUGCAGUACUCGGAUCAGAUAGUGUAACAUAUGAAUGCAGAAAUCAUUUAGGAAAUGUUCUAUAAUCUUGCACAUAUAUGACAGUAUACCUGAAUUUGAGGAUAUUUGUAUUCACUAUAUCUAAGAUCUUAAAUGUUAAUAUAUUUCAGAGUAUGUGUAUGCAAAUAUAUGGAGACUAAUGUCAAAUAAAUCCAUUGUUUUUCACUGGG
Molecule: messenger RNA, 5314 nt
Organism: Myripristis murdjan (pinecone soldierfish)
Lineage: Eukaryota; Metazoa; Chordata; Actinopteri; Holocentriformes; Holocentridae
Gene: gabbr1a
Product: gamma-aminobutyric acid (GABA) B receptor, 1a
Exons: 24
Coding region: 339-3329 (996 amino acids)
Biological process (GO): G protein-coupled receptor signaling pathway; gamma-aminobutyric acid signaling pathway
Cellular component (GO): G protein-coupled receptor heterodimeric complex; membrane
Molecular function (GO): G protein-coupled GABA receptor activity
Source: RefSeq, a predicted model, not a curated record